AUGCUAUCUGGGAAUCCAGAUGAACGCACAGCUAGCUAUCUACCUACCUGGUCCGCUAAGCAGCCGAAUGACGCCUUGUCAGCUAGACAAACAAGGGUGGGGCUCGUGGCGGCCUUGAUGAGAGACCCAAAGAAUCCCGAUGACCUGGGAGAAAUCUUGGCUAGCGGUUCUUCGCAAGCUUCUGACGCCAACUGCUUCUUGGUAGCGCCUCCCCCUCCUCCAGUCAAGUUGUACAGAAAGCUCACGGGCCCGCUCAUAGUGUCGCCGUUCUUGGAGAUUCCUGAUACCCCUGGAUCAUUUGGGUUGAGCAUCUUCAGCGACUUACCCCUGCAGACUGUUGCAGCGUUGGACAGCGACUCGCAUCAAACGCUAGUUGGCCACUGGGAUGCGGAAACUGCCGGGGGCUGUCAGAAUUUCCCCAUGCAGCUGACGUCACCUCACCGAGAAGCAGCUAAUCAGGGUUAG
Eimeria maxima is the source of this 465-nucleotide messenger RNA. RefSeq lists its product as hypothetical. The transcript is spliced from 5 exons. The record is from RefSeq and is a predicted model, not a curated record. Lineage: Eukaryota; Apicomplexa; Conoidasida; Eucoccidiorida; Eimeriidae. Bases 1 to 465 code for a protein of 154 amino acids.